AUGCUGUAUACUAAGCCAAAACCCGUGGAUGGUGCGUUGAAGACAAACUCUGGUACUCCUCGUGGUUCUACUCGAAGUCAUACAACUGAGAACAAGUGGCCGGGAUUGAUUGGUAGCCUGGAGCGUCAUCUUGUCAGCUUGCUCCCGCGGGUGCUCACAUUCAAUCAUCCGCUAUCGCGCGAUGGCACCAAGUCCAGCACAACCACCAGUUCUUCGUCCACUGAUAAAGACUCAAGUAGUAAUACGGGGUCUUCAGCUCGAAAUCAGGAUUCAUCUGAAUCUAACGAUGCCACAAGCGAAACCCAGUCGGUGCGCACCUCUUCAAUCUUAACUUCAGCUGCUGCGGCCUCUGAUAUUGAUGUUGUACUUUAUACGGAGGUUGCACCCACCACCCUCACAGUUCACAAGUAA
Echinostoma caproni is the source of this 411-nucleotide messenger RNA. Lineage: Eukaryota; Metazoa; Platyhelminthes; Trematoda; Plagiorchiida; Echinostomatidae. The record is from the annotation of a GenBank genome assembly.